AAUCGUGAACACCCCUAUUUAAUACAGCAGCAAUAGUGAUCUCGCUUGAUCGCUCUAGGUAGAAUCCUCUCCUCUUAUCACCUAUCCCUCUGAUAGGGUGAGCGAGAGAUCUGAAUAGGCCUUUGAUUCCCUUUCUGCACAGAUGAUAUAAAAUCAAUAUACCACUGCCAGUUUCAGUUAGUUAUAAUAAAAAUUUCGUUUCCUUCGCAUCUAACUCUGUAUCGUCUAUUAUACAAAGCAGAGCAUAAAGACAAACCAUUCCAACACUUUGAUUCCGACCAUAUUGAUAGUCCGAAAACCCAACAUAAAAUGGUCCUUCGAGCCGGAUGCGAAGGUCGGAUGGUCGGUCAAAGUGUUUAAGUCAGUUCGCGGAAAGUUUAUGAACAAAUACCGGGUCGUGAAUCGGUGAUAGUUGCGACGUUCGUUUGGCGGUAAAAUAAGUUUCGCGCGUGUCGAAAGUUAUCUAUCACGAACAAUAGUGCUACUGUGAAGACUGAACAAUAGUGAAUUGUGCAAGCAGUAAAAGUACGUUACUGUUCCUAACGAACUCGGAACAUAUACAACAAACUGAAAAGUGAUUUACAAAUAAAGCUACUAAAGCUGAAAGUGCGCGUCAUCACGAAAGAACGGAAAAUCUGCCCAAGUGAGUGUACGCAUUGGCGUGGUCGACGGAUUAUUGUACCGCGUGGCGUUGUAAGUUGGCGUGGCUUGGUUGGUGAGACAAAGGAGCCACCGACAAAGGACCCUGGGACAAAAGGCAAGGUUAUCAGGCGGACCGCGUGCCCUCGUGCACUGAUAGUACUGCGUUCUGCUGAUUUGAAGCUUGUGAUUUACGAUUGUUGCUAGUACUAACACGGUGGUGGAGACAGGUCAUCUUAUUUCUGGCGGUAGCUUGGUCACCCUUGAGAAUUCACUUCAUUGAAGUUCGGCUCGUGUUUAGCGAGUUAUAUUCGAGAAUUUUUGAUCGUUCGUGGAUUUUGGUGACCUCGUGAGAAAAUGGCUCCAAAUUUAAGAGCACUCUGCAAGCAGGAACGUUUUUGUCUUGACACUAUGCGCAAUCUGUUAGACUUCAUGCAAAAUUAUAAUGAACGCCGGGACAAGGAUCAACUUCCAGUUUGGAGAGAGCGACUGGAGGAGAUUUUCGAAAAAUUCCAGAGCAACCGUUUGCAAAUGGACCUUCUAGAAGAAGAAGCUCAGUACCAUGAUGCUAGUUCGUUGCAAGGGAUUGAUGAAGCAGAAGGUGAAGUUGACCUUGGUCCAAAGGUAGAUGCUAGCCGCAAGGCACGUGAUGAGUUUGAAUUGAACUAUGUUAGGGUAAAGAGCUUCCUAAUCGCAGCAGAAAGCAAAGCUAAUCCGCCACAAGCCAACGCAAUUGCAGUACCUUCUGCAUCCUCUCGGGCUACUGAUCCAGCAGUUUCCCGAAUUAAACUUCCUGAAGUCAAACUUCCGUCUUUUGAUGGUUCUCUUACUGAGUGGCUCACUUUUCGUGACACUUUUCGAAGUUUGAUCGAUUCUAACCCUCAACUGUUGGACAUCGAUAAGUUCUCUUACUUGGUAGCGUCGCUAUCCAAGGAAGCAAAAAGGGUUGUCGAAUCUAUAGAAAUAACGUCAGCCAAUUAUUCCGUGGCGUGGAACCUAUUAAAACAGCGUUUCGAUAAUAAGAAGCUGGUAGUCAAAACGUAUCUCGAUUCGCUUUUCUCCAUUGAACCCAUGAAGCGGGAAUGCUACGAUUCUCUCGUCCGACUAAUAGACGAUUUCGAGCGUAACCUACAAAUGAUCGCGAAAAUGGGCAUCGACACUGAGGGCUGGAGUAUUCUGUUGGCCCACAUGGUCUGUUCGCGACUCGACUCGUCUACACUGAAGCAAUGGGAAAAUCACAACAACUCAACGGAAGCUCCCAAGUACCGAGACAUAAUGGAGUUUCUGCGUCGUCACAGUACUAUUCUUCAAUCCAUCGCCCCUUCGAAAGCUCGCAGCUCUGAUCCGCCACGGUUGGAACCCAUUCGACCGCAGAAAACAAGGUUUAGCAGCAUUCAUUCAGUAACCGGCACUACUCCAAGGUCGUGCCCAUUCUGUAAGCAGGCAAUCCACUCUCCAUUCAAGUGUGAAGCGUUUAGGAACUCAUCAGUUCAGCAAAGAUACGAGUUAGUGAAAAGAAAGUCCCUCUGCAUAAACUGCCUCUCUCCAGACCACCAAAUCAAAAACUGCGCUUCCAGUGCGUGUCGUGUUUGUGGCCAAAAACACCACACAAUGUUACACCAGCAGACUAGCAAUCGUAAUCCAACCCAAGCUCAUGCUCUCAAACCAUCUACACAGACGCCCAGCACAGAUCAAACUCAGUCUCAAACUCAGAACGCUCGGAGUACACCAAUUGUUUCAAAUCAGUCUUCCUCGCAAACCAAUCCUACUGAUGGACAGGUGCCAUCGUCAUCGUCGUUCAGUCAUUGCUCUACCUCCUUGACAGCCAAUGUUCGCAGAAUACCAUCGGCUGUCUUACUGCAGACAGCGAUAGUAAAGGUGUUUGAUCCCGCUGGUCACUCUCUGUGGGCAAGAGUAUUACUCGAUCCCGCUUCGCAAAUUAAUGUUAUCGCAGAACGCCUUGCACAGCGCUUGAUGUCACGCUUAGUCAAAAAUCAUCAUGUCAUCGGUGGCAUCGGAAAGGCCACCAUAGUUUCUACUCAUUCCGUUUUCGCUCGCAUCCAAUCGCACUGUUCGGACUUCAGUGCUGAUCUAAAGUUCCAUGUUUUGAGGGAAAUUACACACGAAUUACCCUCGACUACCAUUAACACCUCUGAAUGGAAUUGGCCAUCAGAUGUUGUCUUAGCUGAUCCCAAAUUUCACGAGCCAGCCUCAAUUGACAUGAUCAUAGGAGUAGAGGUUUACUACGAACUUCUCCUCGAUGGACUCAUUCGACUGGGUCCCGGAAAACCAGUACUGCAGAAUACAGCCCUGGGAUGGGUAGUCUCAGGCAGAGUAGGAGUUGUACAAUCAAACCAAACUGCACCUAGUAUUGUUCACGUCUGCAGUACAGAAGCCUUAGAAGACCAGUUAUCCAGAUUUUGGGAGCUGGAAUCCUGUCAAUCGUCAAGCAUCAUGUCCGUUGAAGAAACUACAUGUGAAGCACAUUUUGCUGCUACCACAAGUAGAGAUGAAUUCGGUCGAUUUGUAGUGGUACUUCCCAAGAAACCAUCAGUCAUUCCACUGCUGGGAAAUUCAUACGAAAUAGCCAAACGUCGUUUUCUUUCCUUGGAGCGUCGUCUUCAAGCUGAGCCAAAUCUAAAAACCGCAUAUUCAACAUUUAUUCAUGAAUACCGUCUGCUGAAUCAUAUGCAAGAAGUACCAGAAAGUUUGCAAACUAAGUCGCAUCCUACGUACUACCUCCCACAUCACUGCGUAGUACGCCCAGAAAGUGUGACCACUAAAUUGCGUGUUGUGUUCGAUGCCUCUUGUGCCACCGACACCGGCAUUUCGUUGAACGAUGCACUCAUGGUGGGACCAGUAGUGCAAGAUGACCUCAUCUCAAUCACAUUGCGGUUUCGGAUGUCACGGUACGCCAUCAUCUCUGACGUGGAAAAAAUGUACCGGCAAAUCUGGCUCCAUCAGUCGGACCAUUCUCUACAGAGAAUCCUAUGGAGAAACGAACCGUUCGAACCGAUUCGAACCUAUGAGUUGACAACCGUCACUUAUGGGACCUCUGCUGCACCGUAUCUAGCGACCAAAUGUCUUCAGGAACUUGCCAAAUUGGGGCAAUCAUCGCAUCCUGCAGCAGCACAAGUUGUGGCUAACGACUUUUAUAUGGACGAUAUGAUCAGUGGCGUAAAUAGUGUCGAAGAAGGGAAAAUUCUGUGCACACAACUUCUGCAGCUUUUCCAAUCCGUCGGGUUUAGUCUUCGCAAAUGGUCGACGAAUUCUCCCGAUAUUUUAGCGCAUAUUCCAGCUGAACUCCGUGAUGAACGCACUGUCUUCGAUCUAGAUCUGUCCUCAUCAGUAAAAACUCUGGGGCUUAAAUGGGAGCCUGCGUCCGACAGAUUCCGCUUCCAAGUACCGAAAUGGAGUGAAUCGACUACCAUUACAAAGCGGAUAGCUCUUUCCGACUCCGCUCGUCUUUACGAUCCCCUAGGACUGGUGGGACCUGUUAUCGUGCUCGCUAAAUUGUUUAUGCAGGAGCUGUGGCGAAACCAGAGGACGUGGGAUGAACCUUUAGAGGAAGAAGUUCAACAACGUUGGUUGCAGUUUAGAGCAAAUCUCACAUCACUCGAACAUCUAACGGUUCCUCGAUGGGUCGUACCAUGCAUAGAACCCACCAUUGUGGAAGUACAUGGGUUCUGUGAUGCCUCCGAAAGGGCCUACGGGGCCUGCAUAUAUCUGCGAACAGUUUGUGCCAAUGGCAAUAUAUCCGUUCUACUCCUUACUUCGAAGUCAAAAGUCGCCCCUCUCGGCGACAGUAAAAAGCAGAAAAAGAUCUGCUUGCCUCGCUUAGAGCUCUCGUCAGCGUUGUUACUCAGCCACCUCUAUCAGAAGGUUCAGCAAAGCUUAAAGCUACAAUUGAAAUCCUUUUUUUGGACCGAUUCCAUGAUUGCACUAUACUGGCUAUCAGCGAACCCGUCCCGGUGGAAAACUUUCGUCGCUAACCGGGUUUCUGAAAUCCAACAUCUGACGAAGGAUGGAAUUUGGGCUCACGUGCCCGGGAUCGAGAACCCCGCCGACAUAAUCUCCCGUGGAAUGCUACCUGCCCAGCUGAUGGAGACUACUGCAUGGUGGGAAGGCCCACCAUGGCUGCAACAACCGGAGCGGUUUCGGCCACCACUAGUUAGGUCAACCCAUGAAGACUUCCCUACUGAAUAUUUGGAGGAAAAAUUGGCAGUUAUGUCCGUUCAAGUGAAAGCACCUUGUUUCAUCUUCAGUCUGCGAUCGUCUUAUAAUGCUCUAGUUCGGCUAGUAUCAUACUUGCUACGAUUUACCCACAACUGCAAACCGGCACAUCGGUCGGACCGUAAGGUCGGUUUCCUAUCAACCAAUGAGAUUACCGAAGCUGUAAACGUGUUAGUGAAAAUUUCGCAGAAGGAAUGUUUUGCUGAAGAAAUCCGAGCCAUCACUGUUGACGGACAAGUCAAGCCUAAUUCCAGAUUGAAAACGCUGACACCGAUCCUGAAAAAUCAAAUUCUCCGGGUUGGUGGUCGGCUCGAAAAUGCACCAAUCGCUGAUGAUAGAAAACAUCCUAUGAUUCUGCAUCCAAACCAUCCUUUCACCGAGUUGAUUGCAGAUCAUUACCAUAAAAAACUUCUGCAUGCUGGCCCGCAACUUAUUAUUGCAAACAUGCGAGAGAAGUUCUGGCCACUACGAGUGCGAAAUUUGGCACGAAGGGUGGUGCACAGUUGCAUUAAAUGUUUUCGUUGUAAGCCAACUAUCUUAGAGCAGCUUAUGGGAGAACUGCCUCCUGAACGAGUAACACCAACCUUCCCGUUCCUGACCACUGGUGUCGAUCUGUGUGGACCCUUUUAUUACCGCCAUGCUGGUCGCAAAUCAUCUCCCACCAAAGGCUUCGUCGCAAUAUUUGUGUGCCUCGUAACAAAGGCGGUGCACAUUGAAUUGGUAGCCGACCUCUCAACCAAUGCAUUUGUUUCGGCUCUAAAAAGAUUUGUAGCACGUCGCGGCCUACCAGCAGUCAUUGAAUGCGACAACGCAAAGAAUUUCGUUGGUGCAUCUCGGGAGCUAGCAGAACUAGCCAAACAGUUUGCCUCUCAGCAGCAUCAGCACGUUGUUACCUCACAUUGCAGCGAGAACGGCAUCUGGUUUAAAUUUAUUCCUCCUCGGUCUCCGAACUUCGGCGGCAUUUGGGAGGCCGCAGUUAAAUCCUGCAAGAAGCAUCUGAAGGCCACUCUCGGAACUGCUAUAUUAAUGAAGGAUGACCUAGAAACGCUCCUUACGCAAACCGAAGGUUGCCUGAAUUCCAGGCCGCUCACGCAGCUGUCAUCUGACCCAGAGGACUUAGAAGUGCUCACCCCUGGGCAUUUCCUAGUAAGCCGCCCUCUUGUAGCUAUACCAGAACCAUCGUACGAAGCCAUACCGAAAGGACGUCUAGACCGUUAUCAGCUGACCCAAGAGUAUCUUCGUCGUAUCUGGAAGCACUGGAGCAUGGAUUAUCUAUCCGGCCUGCUCCCGCGGACAAAAUGGACCCGUCAACGUGACAACGUAACCAUCGGAACGAUGGUACUUCUGAAGGAAGACAACCUACCUCCACUCAAGUGGCGACUCGGCCGUAUCACCCAAAUCUUCCGCGGCGAUGACGGCAACGUUCGAGUGGUCUCGGUGAAGACCAAAGAUGGCGAGCUUCGGCGCGCUAUUUCCAACAUUUGUGUACUACCAGUGAGAAAGCCAGCAACCGCUGGUGAUGAGGACUCGCUCUCCGAUUCGUAACUACUUUAUUCAUUAGUCGUUUCGAUUUGCAUGUGCAUGCUCGCUUUAAAUUGCAACCCUAAUGCUUUCUACAUUCCAUGUCCAAUUAUUAAACGCUCCGAAAUUAAUCUGAUUGGUACUGUGAUCAACGCCAUCCGGCUUACCAAUCAAACGCACUGGCUGAGAUGUGUAUCCACCCACUACCCAACGGAACAAACCCCUUUGAUGUUGAGGAUUUCGUCAGGCGCAACAGAUUUUCUGUGGGGUAAGUUGUUCCAGUUUACACCUUUCGUCAAUUGGAUACUACAUCAAUUCUCCAACCACCUUGAGGUACAACUACAAUCAAACGAAUGCAACGAUGACGUCAGAAGCCAAUUACUGGAUGCCCAUUCAUCGAGAAGACACAGUACCAACGACCAACACUUCAUGUCAUCUCAACGCAUAGUGAAGAUGAGCUGAGCAGCCGAUCGACAGACGGUCGAUAUCCAUAUCAACAAACCGAAGAAGCACGUGCCAUACAACCGAAGAACAUUUCGUCGCACCCAAACAAACCGAAGAUCAUACAAUCUAUAGAUUGUGAAUUGCAAACAAUAUUUGUAUAAAAUUAAUAAUCGCUUUAGUUAGUAUUAAGUUUAAAAGUGAAACUUUCAACGGUGGCCGGCUAUGUUAAGUAAUCAAAAUUGUGAUAAUCGUGAACACCCCUAUUUAAUACAGCAGCAAUAGUGAUCUCGCUUGAUCGCUCUAGGUAGAAUCCUCUCCUCUUAUCACCUAUCCCUCUGAUAGGGUGAGCGAGAGAUCUGAAUAGGCCUUUGAUUCCCUUUCUGCACAGAUGAUAUAAAAUCAAUAUACCACUGCCAGUUUCAGUUAGUUAUAAUAAAAAUUUCGUUUCCUUCGCAUCUAACUCUGUAUCGUCUAUUAUACAAAGCAGAGCAUAAAGACAAACCAUUCCAACACUUUGAUUCCGACCAUAUUGAUAGUCC
Molecule: messenger RNA, 7376 nt
Organism: Topomyia yanbarensis
Lineage: Eukaryota; Metazoa; Arthropoda; Insecta; Diptera; Culicidae
Exons: 2
Coding region: 997-6417 (1806 amino acids)
Biological process (GO): DNA integration
Molecular function (GO): nucleic acid binding
Source: RefSeq, a predicted model, not a curated record